This is a messenger RNA of Acanthamoeba castellanii str. Neff, 2847 nucleotides long. Its product is annotated as SAM domain (Sterile alpha motif) domain containing protein. Bases 1 to 2847 code for a protein of 948 amino acids. Gene Ontology annotation, molecular function: protein binding; RNA binding. The record is from RefSeq and is a predicted model, not a curated record. NCBI's taxonomy places the organism in Eukaryota, Discosea, Longamoebia, Acanthamoebidae. The transcript is spliced from 6 exons.
AUGGAGGCCUCCUUGCUCUCAUCCACCAAGGAGUCCAAGAUCGAGGCCGCCACCACCACCAGCGCCUGGCGGCCCGUCACCAUCGCCGGUAUCAGCACCACCAAGCAGCCUGCUGGCCCCGACGCCAACCACAAACAGAUCUCCGUGAGCGACACCACCACCAAGCCGCCUGCCGCCAGCCCAGUGCCGAUCGUGGAGUCCCAGGCGGACGAGCUGGCCCUGCUAAAGGCGGAGCUGGAGAAGCAGCGCCGUCAGCUGAUCGACCUCCAACAGCUCAAGACCAAGAAGGCCGCCUCGCCGCCGCUAGCGUCUGCGGCCACAGCGCUCGACCUCAACGCCACACCGUCGCCGCCCGAGACCCCGGCCCGCGUCACGAACGACAAGCUGGCCGCGAUCAACCGGGAGCAGGAGGAGAUGCAGCGCGACAUGGAAGAAAUGACCAAGCUCAUAAACGCCACCCAGGCCCCCUCUGCGUUGCUCUCGUCGCUUGCAGCCGACAAGCUCCUGGGCAGCUUCCCGGGCUUCUCGUUCACGCCGCAGCCGGUUUCCGUUGCCGUGCCCGGGCCUGCAGCUGCUACUGCAGCUGCUGCGGACACUUCGAACGACGUGCGGUUCCGCAUCGUCGACAGCCGGCUGCAGGAGGACGAGCGCCUGCGCAAGGAGCGGGAGAUGCGCGAGCGCAUCCAGCAGCAGCUCGACAAGGAGAAGCGGGAGCGCGAGCAGCGAGACAAGGAGCGCGAGCAGGAAAGAGAGAAGGAGCGAACGAGAGAGAAGGCCAAGGAAAGGGAGCGCGAGCGGGAAAGAGAGAAGGAACGCGAACGCGAAAGAGAACGCGAAAGAGAGAAGGAAAGAGAAAAGGAAAGAGAGAAGGAAAGAGAGAAGGAGCGGGAGCGCGAACGGGAGAGGGAGAGGGAGAAAGAGCGCGAGCGCGAACGCGAGAAGGAGAAGGAGCGGGAGAGAGAAAGAGAUAGAGAAAGAGAAGAGAGAAGGAGCGAGAACGCGAGCGCGAGCGAAAAGAACGCGAACGCGAAAAGGCGGAAAGAGAACGCGAGCGAGCUCGAGCUCGAACGCGAACGCGAACGCGAGAAGGAAAGAGAACGCGAACGCGAGAAAGAGAAGGAGAAGGAGAAAGAACGGGAAGCGCAGCACCAAAAGCAGGCUCCGCAGCACACGAUCGCGUCGGUGUUGACGGAGCUGCAGCUGGAGAAGUACCUCGCAAUGUUCGAGGAGGAGGAGGUGGACUACCCGUCGUUCCUCCUGCUCGAGGAGAAGGACCUCGUCGACAUGAGCGUCAAGAUCGGCCCGCGCAAGAAGAUUAUGCGGAAGAUCGAGUCGCUGCGCGCCGCCGCCGCCGCCGAAGCCACCCCGGCCGACGCGGCCAAGCCGGCGGCCCCGGCGGAGGACCACAGCGGCGCCGUCGCCGCAGCGCCGUCGGCGGAGGACGUACACAACAAGAAGCGGUCGAGGGACGAACGUGACGACCGGUCGUCGGCUUCGCGAGACCACGGCGGCGCGCGCGACGACGAUCGGGAGGCGAAGAGGCGACGCGAGGAGAAGGACAAGCAGCAGCAGCGCGAGGCGGAGAAGGCGAGGGAGCGCGAGCGCGAGGACCGGGAGAAGAGGGAGAGGGAGCGCGAGCGCGAGAGGGAACGGGAGAGGGAGAAGGAAAAGGAGAAGGAGAGGGAGCGCGAGCGCGAACGAGAAAGAGAGAAGGAGAGAGAACGCGAAGACAAAGAGCGAAAGGAGAGGGAACGCGAACGCGAGCGAGAAAGAGAAAAGGAGAGGGAACGCGAGGAAAAGGAGAAGGCCGAGGCCGCUGCCGCUGCCGCUUCUGCCGCCGCCGCCGCCGCAGCGCAGCAGCAGGCCGGGCCGGGCCAGAAGGGCAACUACUGGGAGUACCAGGCCUUUGUCGACAGCCUCGAGAAGUUCGGCAUGCUCACGGCCAUGGCCCACGCCGGCCACCGGCCGCCUGUGCCCUUCCCCAACAUGCUGCCGCCCUUCCCCAACAUGCCGCCGCCGCCGUCGAUCAUGGCUGCCCUCCCGCCCAUCCCCGCGCCGGUCUCUGCGGCGCCGCCGUCGGCCUUCAUGGAGACGACGCGCAUCGAGCCCAUGGACGAGGACCGGGUCGUGGUCAAGCCCUCGGCGGUCUCUAUUCCUGUCGACCGCGACGAGCCCUCGUCGUCAUCGUCGUCGUCCCGUGGGCUCAGGCGCAGCGCCGAAAGAAGCAGCAGCAGCAGCAACCACAAGCGGAGCCGUCGCAGCCGCAGCCGCAGUCGGAGCCGGAGCCGGAGCCGAUCGUCGGAACGGGGCCGACGACGCUCCAGUCGGUCGCCCAAGCGCGAGCGUCGUCGAUCGGCGUCGCCUCCGCAUCGGUCCAAGGAGAGCGGGUUCGACCGCAACCGGCGGCCGGAGAAGGAAAAGGAGAAGGAGCGCGAACGCGGUCGUGGCGGCAGCCCGGGUCACCGGACCGUCAACCGCGCGCCGCAGGGCGUCAGGCCCUCCCGCUCCAUCUACGUCAGCCUCUCCUCCUGGCACCUCGUUGAACAGAUUGCGAUGCGCUCGGGAUGUCCGCCACACGCCGAUGAGAACGAGCGGACCAAGUUUGUCGAACACAUGCUCUGGACCGAGUUUGGCCGCUUCGGCCACAUCCUGAGCGUACGGGUUCUUGCCGGGCGCGACUACGGCUUCGUCAACUUCGACAAGUUGUCGGACGCAACGCGCGCGUUCGGUGAGCUCUCUGGCAAACCGAUCCUGGGCACCCCUAUGAUCACCAUUGGUUAUGGCCGGUACGGCACCGGAGGCGUCUCCAAUGGCCCCUUCCGCAAGGAUGCGAUCAAACGCAAGUGA